AUGGAUUCUCAUCUUGUGACCCUACAUUACGACUCGAAAAAAUGGGAGUCUGCUCAACUGCGCAGCGAGUCCAGUACGCCGUCGCUGCCUAAUGGGGCAUUCUACGACCAAAACAAUACAGCAAAUAACGAAUCAGAUUUUUCCAGAAAAAGCUCACCACCUUUUCGGAUGCAAAACGAUGGAAAUGGCUACAAAAUGGCUGAAAACGAGCAUAGUGUCCAUAAUAAGCCACACGACAACCUCUAUAGUGGUAUGGGGACUUUUCUGACAACCAACACCAUAUAUCUGCCGCAGAAAGUACAGCCCUCGAUGACCCAUUUGAUGGACAAACUGACCCACUUUACUCCACCCAUUCUGUACCAGGCUCUUUCUCGCCCAAACCAGACCGUACAAUCUGCCUUAACAGCUAUGCAAAACUACAACAUAGCCAAUGAAAAUGCAGAACAAGAAUGGUUACGAGCUACGACUACCGUGGCAGAAAGAUUGCACCAUCUUAGGGAAACAUACCGCACGAUCCAAUCUGUUAAACGAAAAAAGUCGCAGGGCCGCUCGGCACUACUCAAUUCGACCCCGGCACCCCUGGAAGACGAAGCUAGCCAGGGACCUGACGAUAGCAGCCUGCUGUAG
Messenger RNA from Meyerozyma guilliermondii ATCC 6260, 627 nucleotides. RefSeq lists its product as uncharacterized. The transcript has a single exon. The coding region runs from base 1 to 627 and encodes 208 amino acids. NCBI's taxonomy places the organism in Eukaryota, Fungi, Ascomycota, Pichiomycetes, Serinales, Debaryomycetaceae. The record is from RefSeq and is a predicted model, not a curated record.